Messenger RNA from Hippocampus comes (tiger tail seahorse), 3115 nucleotides. RefSeq names its product NACC family member 2 (gene nacc2). Bases 762 to 2549 code for a protein of 595 amino acids. NCBI's taxonomy places the organism in Eukaryota, Metazoa, Chordata, Actinopteri, Syngnathiformes, Syngnathidae. Gene Ontology annotation, biological process: regulation of transcription by RNA polymerase II. The transcript is spliced from 8 exons. Gene Ontology annotation, molecular function: protein binding; DNA-binding transcription factor activity, RNA polymerase II-specific; RNA polymerase II cis-regulatory region sequence-specific DNA binding. The record is from RefSeq and is a predicted model, not a curated record.
GCUGUCAUCUGAGGACACGUGAGGUGGCUACACAUGUCCACGUUAUUCUCGCGCACAAGGAGUCCCUGUGCGGUGUCAUUUAUUCAUCUUUUCACGAAAGCAUAACGAAGACAUACUUGGCCCAACGAAAGGCCACUUUCCGCGCUGUCAUGACAGGGUUGAGAAGUGAAGUGAGGGGAAGGGGGAGGGGUGGUUCACCGGCUUCUUUUCACGCUCCUGAGUGCACCGAGUUCAUGUGUCCGUAAAAGGCGGACCGACGAAUACACCUCUCCCGUCGCGUUCGCUAUCUUCCGCACAAACCGAGCUAUAUAGCCCCAUUGACUAACCCCCACCCCAAACAAGAGAUGUCUGCGUCUUUAAAGCGAAGCUCCGUUCGUGAAACGGGCCAUGAUGUCAGGCUGCCCCGUCAACUGCUCGCGUGAGCCGACUUCCACUUCCUGCGCAGGCGGCCAGGCAGCGGGCACUCGGAAGGCGAGCGUGGCCGAGGGAGGUGCGCGACGGACGUCUACGGAGGAGCAACAAGAACCGAUAGAGAGGACGGAAGGAAGGAAGAACCGGCGGGCGCUCCAUUUUUUAAUCUAACUUCAUUGGUCGUCGUCGCCGGCUGACAGUCCAUGGACUAGCCACAUAUAUUCGGGCCCCUCAAGGUUUCUGUCACAAUGGCAUCUCAUGAGAAUGUGCAAGUGUACCCAGUGAAGCCACCCAUUGCUCCCCUCACUGGCGCGUUCUGCGGUUCAUAGCAGAAGUCUCCUGGUCCAAAUAUGUCGCAGCUGCUCCAUGUGGAGAUCCCAAAUUUUGGAGCCACGGUGCUGGGCUCCUUGAAUGAGCAGCGUUUGUUGGGGCACUACUGCGAUGUCUCCAUCCUGGUCAAAGGCCAGGCCUUCAAAGCCCACCGGGCAGUGCUGGCCGCCAGCAGCCUGUACUUUCGUGACCUCUUCAGCACGUCCACCAAGACCCAGUUCGAGUUGCCCUCCUCAGUCACGCCGGCAUGCUUUGAGCAGAUCCUCUCCUUCUGCUAUACGGGUAAGCUGACCAUGGCGGCGAGUGAGCAGCUGGUGGUCAUGUACACGGCGGGCUACCUGCAGAUCCAGCACAUCGUGGAGCGCGGCAUGGACCUGAUGUUCAAGGCCAACUCACCGCACUGCGAUUCACAGACGGCCGGCACCUUGGAGGAGACGGGCUCGGAGCCACAGAGUCCGUGCAACAAUGGCAACGGCCUGGCGGUCGCCACUCUCUUGGCGAACCCCGGCUGGUCCCCGUCCCUUCUUAUGCCGCCCCGUAAGAUUAAGCUAGAAGGUGGCGAGCCCACGCCCCUCAGCAUCGCAACCACGCAAGGCAAAAUCUCCUCCUCUGAGCUGGGCAGUCGGUUGGCAAGGGCCAGUUCGCUCUUCUACACCACAGCCGGAGGCACCACCAUCCCCGGUGUACCUCCUUACCACCUUCUUGGUGCCGGGGGAGGUGGGGCAGGGGGCGGAGCAACGGGUGAGCGUUCAAGUCCCGGUGAAUCCAGUUUACCCACCACCGACAGUCCCACGUCGUACCAGAAUGAGGAUGAGGAGUUUGAGGAAGAGCCCUAUGACGGAAUGGUGGAGGACAGCUUCAGUCACCUCUAUGCACGUCCAGGCAACCCCUAUGGCAUGCCGGACAAGCCCGAGAUGGCGGCCGUGCCACUGGCCUUGGAGAACCGCAACUGUGUACUGAUCCGUCGGGAUCUGGUGGCUCUGCCCGCCAGCCUCAUCAGCCAGAUUGGCUACCGAUGUCACCCCAAGCUCUACACCGAGGGAGACCCCGGGGAGAAGCUGGAACUGGUUGUUGGCACACAGGUGUUCAUGACUCGAGGUCAGCUGAUGAAUUGUCAUCUUUGCGCCGGAAUCAAACACAAAGUCUUGCUGCGGCGUCUGUUAGCGACAUUCUUUGACCGAAACACUUUAGCGAACAGCUGCGGGACUGGGAUCCGCUCAUCCACCAGUGACCCGAGCAGGAAACCCCUGGACAGCAGGGUCCUCAACGCUGUCAAACUCUACUGUCAAAACUUCAACCCUAACUUCAAGGAGAGCGAAAUGAAUGUGAUUGCUGCUGACAUGUGCACCAAUGCGCGGCGCGUCCGCAAGCGCUGGCUGCCCAAAAUUAAGUCCAUGCUGCCCGACGGCAUGGAGGUGUACCGCGCCGGCAUGGCUAUGGGCGGCGCCGCCGCCGCCCCAGUGCCCGUGAGCCUCAACCUGGGCCUGGGCGCCAACCCGCCACAGGUGGCGCUCCCUUUCGAGGCCGACUUCAAGAGCUUCGAGCAGAGGCUGUAUCCCGAGCGCAAGGACCCCCUGAGGACUCAUGCCACGCUGGCCGACGGCAGCCCGGGCUCGGCGGCGGCGGCUUCCGAGGCGGAAGGCGGAGGGGUCCAGGAAGAGCACGAGGAAGAUGAGGAGGAUGCCGGCUUGGAGGCCGUCGACGCGUCCGCCAAUUUGAUCUCCAACGGCGGCGAGGCGUCCGCUUGUGGCGACGCGCCGACCGAGCAGGAAGCUUUCGGACAAGGUCUGAGAGUGAACGGACAGUGAACGUCGUCUUGCAACGUGUCGUGAAGUUUCGCUUAACCUUUUGCUUGUUCUCCUCUGCCAUGUUUCUUCUUUUUCUGUGCUUCCUCGGCGGUGCAAAAAGCUUGUGAUCGUACACCAGGGGAAUUUGCCACAUGUGUACACGCACAGAGGCGCUUUUGUGCAGCGACCCCAUUGUUGACGUACAAAAAAGCGCUCCGAGCAGACGCAGGCAUCAAAAUAAGUCACUCUUCCAAGCCUUUCAAGUAUUCCUCAGAAUUUCACCUUGACAAAUAAUAACGUGACCGGCAAACAAAAAGCGCCUCUCUUGCCAGAGCUUGAGAGAUUUUUUUUUCCCAAACAAGCAAGAAAUUGUUUAAUAGCUAGAAGUGAAAUACCCACACCAUCAAAUGUUCGUCUCAAAGACAGAACAUAUUUUACUGCUUCUUGUAUUGGAUUUCUCGUACAAAUAUAUUUUUUUUAUAAUUGUUUUUAUCUCACAUUAAAAUUUUCAACAUGGGCCAAAAAGCUGGGAGAGUUUUGUGCACAGAACACGCUUUGAUUUGGCCCAUAUUGAAAUUUUGCAGUUU